This is a messenger RNA of Capronia epimyces CBS 606.96, 606 nucleotides long. RefSeq names its product 60S ribosomal protein L16. Gene Ontology annotation, cellular component: ribosome; cytosolic large ribosomal subunit. The transcript has 4 exons. Gene Ontology annotation, biological process: negative regulation of translation; translation. Gene Ontology annotation, molecular function: mRNA binding; structural constituent of ribosome. Lineage: Eukaryota; Fungi; Ascomycota; Eurotiomycetes; Chaetothyriales; Herpotrichiellaceae. The record is from RefSeq and is a predicted model, not a curated record. Bases 1 to 606 code for a protein of 201 amino acids.
AUGUCGACCUUCGAGCCUGUGGUUGUCAUUGAUGGCAAGGGACACUUGCUCGGUCGUCUCGCCAGCACAGUCGCGAAGCAGCUGUUGAACGGCCAGAAGAUUGUUGUCGUCCGAACCGAGGCGCUCAACAUCUCUGGCGAGUUCUUCCGUGCCAAACUCAAGUACCACGCCUACCUCCGAAAGAUCACUCGAUUCAACCCAACGCGAGGCGGACCGUUCCAUUUCCGCGCGCCCGCUCGCAUCUUCUACAAGACCGUCCGCGGCAUGAUCCCACACAAGACCGCUCGAGGCGCCGCCGCUCUGGAGAGACUGAAGGUCUUUGAGGGUGUGCCUGCCCCGUACGACAAGAAACAGCGCGUCGUCGUCCCCCAGGCCCUGCGAGUCCUCAGAUUAAAGCCCGGACGGAAGUACUGCACAGUGGGCCGAUUGGCUCAUGAGGUCGGCUGGAAAUACCAGGACGUGGUCGCCAGACUCGAGGAGCGGAGAAAGGUCAAGGGCGCCGCCUACUACGAGAGGAAGAAGGUUGCCAGACGACAACUCGCCGAGGCCCAGAAGUCUUCGGGCGAUGCGAAGACCAAGGAGAAGUUGGCCGCGCUCGGCUACUAG